GUCCCACCCACUUGUUAAAAGUGAUCUGCUCUACUAAAGACUAUAAGAGCAUUUCUGACCACUGAGAAGCACGGAUUACUUCUUCUCUUUGUUUAUCGGACAUGCAGAAAUGAGCUGGAAAAUCCGCGUGAUUGCGAAAUUACGGCAAGACCGCUGUAGGGAAGCCAAACAAACUGCAUCUAUCUUCAGUCAACAACAGAAUUCAUGUAGAAGUGGUGAAGAGCACUGUCUACCAAAAAUUAUUAAACAUGUCCGUAGGAGGAUGUCUCAGACGGUCAUCCCCAUGACUUCUUCAACCCUCGUCAUCCAGCUGCAGCCGGCGACACAAGCAGCUUCUCCUCUUCAAGGCCUUCAGGCGUUUCUCAAAGGACAACCCAAAGCCCUCGGGACGGUCCAGGUAAUGAUCGGUGUGCUGACUCUCCUGAUGGGCAUCGUGUCUACGGUUUAUGGAGAAAUCAUCAUUACCUACACGGCUCUUCCUUACUGGGGAUCUCUCAGCUACAUCAUCGCAGGCUCGUUCUGCAUCGCCGCAGAAAACAAAAUCAAUUCCCCCUCCAGUUUGUGUUUGGUGAAUGCUUCACUGGGAACAAAUGUUUUCAGUACUGUAGUCGCAGGCAUCAUCAUUAUUUUUCUUUCACUGGAUUUUGUCGUAUGGCCACACGUUUAUUGCCAAGAUAACUGUCAAUUGUUCACGAAAGACCAUGAGAUCUUCUACAAUGGAAUCAGAGGUGUGUAUAUGUUACUCAACGUGUCUGAGUUUAUCAUCUCUAUCUGUCUGGCAGCGUUUGCUUGUAAAGCCAACCCCUGCUGUGUUUCUCCGGUGCCGUUUACUCUGUUACCUUCCCAGUCGUCUGAUGUCAUUCACUUCCAGAAUAUUAACCACUCAGAGAUACCAGAGUCCGUUCAUCAUAAUGCAGACGCUCCUCCACAAUACUGUGAAAGCAAACCGCAUGAAUAAUGCAUUGUAUCACCUUGAGAAAUAAUAAUACUAAUACUACAAAUAAACAAGAUGGUAUAUUGAAUAAAAAAUGUCUGGACUUCCCAUGUAACUAAGUCAUCAUAUUUCAGUAUGUGAUAAUUAAAGAGUAAUGUAUAUGUUAAUAAUUUGUCAAGUACAACCAUUAUAAUUAAAUGAGAGGCUGAAAAUAGCAUUACUCUGCAUGCAAUUAUCAAUAGAACAGUGUAUUUCAACGGUUUUGACGAAUUUGAUUGCUUUUUACCUAUUUUAUAUAUUUUUAUGAUCUAAUUUUGGCCUGAUUUAUGGUCAAAAGUCCAUGUGGCAUCUGUUUCCUGUAUUCAUGACGCCGAUGUGUGACCUCCUGUGACGAGAUGUUCUUGCUUCUUACUGUUGGACCGACCCACCCCAGAUUGCUUCAUAUCAAAUGGUCAAAAAACAAACCAUGCUGUAAUAAAACAAGCGCUCUGGUUGUUCCACAUCUUUGAAUAAGAACAAGUAUGACUGAGAUGGGAGAAAUUGUAUUCGUUUGUUUUGGGUUGAAAGAGUCUUCCAGCCCUAUUGUGAGCAAUGUCUGGUGAACCGAUUAAAAUGACUAAACAGUGAAAAGGUGA
This is a messenger RNA of Puntigrus tetrazona (Sumatra barb), 1569 nucleotides long. Its product is annotated as membrane-spanning 4-domains subfamily A member 4A-like. Gene Ontology annotation, cellular component: membrane. The transcript has 9 exons. NCBI's taxonomy places the organism in Eukaryota, Metazoa, Chordata, Actinopteri, Cypriniformes, Cyprinidae. The record is from RefSeq and is a predicted model, not a curated record. The coding region runs from base 110 to 958 and encodes 282 amino acids.